Molecule: messenger RNA, 4081 nt
Organism: Exophiala mesophila
Lineage: Eukaryota; Fungi; Ascomycota; Eurotiomycetes; Chaetothyriales; Herpotrichiellaceae
Exons: 1
Coding region: 70-3990 (1306 amino acids)
Biological process (GO): chromatin remodeling
Molecular function (GO): histone methyltransferase activity; protein binding
Source: RefSeq, a predicted model, not a curated record
UUCGUGGAAUCAAGAGUCAAAAUCCUCUCAAAAGAGAUCAUCGGCACAUGUUAUCAACGAAUCGUCAACAUGCACUCUUCUGUGGUUUAUUUAAUAGAAGACUCGGACGAUGAAGUACCACCACCAAAGCGGCACAGGAAAGAACCAGAUUCUCAACAAUCACAACCACGCAAGGAAGCGGCGCAUGUCGACGUCGACUUGACCGAGGAAAUCCCUAAACCCAUCGCUCGCCCUGCUUUUUCAAGUCUGCCACGUCCAACAAACCAUCUCUUAGGCUCACCAUUGAACGUUGGCCUCCUUCAACCAAGUUCACGCGUCCCACGGUGGUUUGACCCUCCAUUCUCCACGCGCAUUCCCUUCAACAGAGACGCCGAGACCAAUCGGCAUCCAUUUUUCUCGUCUAUCAGUAUAGGCCAUCGAUUGAACUCCUCUGAUCGUCCUGCUGGACAUGAUCAUCGCCCCUCGCAACAGAAUAAGAGCCAAGAGCCUCGAGGUUCCGGACCACUUCAAGCACACAGUUCUCCUGCUCGUCCACACACUCCACACUCUUCCCCAGCAAAGGAGCCACAGCUUCCACGUCCCAGCAGUGAGACUAUCAACCAAGUCCCUAGUAUUCAACGAGAUUCAACCGUAACCGACGCCACUCGCAGAGACAACCUCUAUUCCUGUUCCAACUGCCGCAAUCGAGGAUGUGUGUGCGAGCACUUUGCCAACAAGCAUUCCUCAUGUCUUCAGUGCUACAGAAGGGGCGAAUUGUGCGACUACCCCACCCUUUCCAGCCCGACGAUCCCACGGCGAUGGAGCCCAAACAGCAACCACUCCCCAGAAACUCAUCUGUCUUUGCAGACCCGCUUGAACCAUACUUUGCUAUCUCACACCUCACGUCUGCUCCUCUAUGGCCUCUCUAACAAAUCUAGUCCCACUCCUUCUCAGACUGCCCGUCCUACCCAGGAGAAAGUGAGGGCUGUACAUGCGCAAGAGCCUGUGCCUGAGCUCGACAGUGGCGCUGCUCAAGAAAAGCUUGAACAUGAGAUAACUCACACUCAACGUGAUAACGGAGUCUCCGAGACCACAGAAGUAACCAUUUCACCGAAAAUGCCUCCUGCUCAGAUUGAGUACGAUGUGGACAUGGAAGGAAUUACCAUGGUAGUGAACAAGUUACAGGAAAGCCAGCGAACUUGGAGAGAAAAAUUCGUUGAAUCUGAGCUCCGGCAAGCAGCGAUUGAUAUGAGGUCUCGCCGACUUCCAAAUCCUGGCCGCAAAACUCCCGACCCAUUCAAGCUGCAAUCCUCGCAGUCCUUUGAGUCGAUCGUGAACAAUGAGAAAACGCAGAGUAAGAAGUCUAGUGGACCUGUCAGUCUCGCAGUCGCGACCCGCUUCAAGACCCCAGGACCAGUUCUACCUCGGUACAAAGCUAUAGGCAGAGUCAAUGGAAACUUCCUUGCACCCAACAGACGUACUCAGAAAUGGCGUCCAUACGAGCCCGAUGACGAGCUCGAGGGCGUUGAUGUCGAUCAGAAAUACAUGGAGUUACCCCACAGAUACGCUGCCGACUACCCUAGUAGGGAGCGGCAAGUACGAUGUCAAGAAGCCAUCAAGCGGUGGCAGCCAUGGGCAGAUAGGCUAUUGGAGAUUUUGGGACUUCAAAAGUCCGAUGUCCUCCAUUUCUUUGCCCAAAAGUCUGGUCACUCGGAUGACUUCAAAGUCUAUUUGGCCUCUUUGCCCUUGUCAGCUUCCAGCGCUCUUCAGGCAGAGGUAGAUCGCCAGUGCACAACCUGUGGCAUUGCCGAUAUGCUUAAUGAAGAAAACAUCGAGAGCGGGCUCCAUUCGAUGGAGCAUACCAAACCUACUCCCCAAACCAUUGCCCUCGCCGGCCUUGCGGCUCAUGCAUUUCACAACAUGACCAACAUUAGUCUAUGGCAUCUAGCGAUAGGCGGGUAUCUCCUGCCUCCGUCUGAUCCAUUGGAUCGCGAGGAAGAUGUCGAUGCGUGUCACGUCUGCAACACUGAUACCCGGCCGAGCAGAGAUGGUGUGGAACCAUGUGCAAUAUGUUUCUGUCACAGAUGUCCCCAUCAUGGUACCUUUCACGACCCUUUUAAUUUUGACGAGGAGUCAAGGUACAGGGAACACGACGUCAAAGUUAUCGUUGACGAUGACGAAAGCCAGUAUAACGUCCGACAUUUUGUUUCUCUGCCAGGCCGACCUUUUGAUGACCAUACCCAGAAUAGUCAUCUCUGCGGAAUCUUUUGUGUUGACGCGAAACAAUCUUUACGCUCAGUCUUGGGUCUCCAAUCAGACGGCACUGUUGCUGGUGCCUGUCGAGAGCUCGAGCAGGCCCGAGCAGCGUUCAACGAUGAUGAGCUCUGCAGUGAUGCCUGCUUCUGGAAAAUCAGCAACAGGCCAAAUACGGACAUUUACGAGACUCCCUUAGCCCCGGGUGUCCCUAAAUCUGCCGUAGACCUGAUCAACAAGAUGAUACCGUUCUAUCUUGCCAGUAAGCGAGGACCAUGUAGUAUCUCGAGGAUGAUACGAGAUGUGAGCUGCGAGGCAGUCUUUGAACAUAUGUUGCACCAGAUGCAACAAGUACCUCACCAAGACGAAAGCACCGCCUCUGACGUCGACGGCGACAACACGGCACAAGUACAAGAUCAACUGCGAAAGCGAAAAGGGCCUGUGAUGGACGUCUCUAGGAGCAUGGAACUUGACAAGAGGCCUUCAUUCACGCCAUGCUCACACCACGGCCCCUGCACCAAGGAAAAUAACUGCAGCUGCGCGUUGAACAGAGUUCACUGCGAGAGAUCUUGCGGGUGUCCAGAAGCUUGCACGAGGCGCUUCAAAGGCUGCACGUGCGUGGCCAAGGGAAACAAGGUUUGCUUCAAGGAUCAACGUUGCGAGUGUUGGAAGUUGAACCGUGAAUGCGAUCCAGACAUCUGCCGGAAAUGUGGUGUUGUCGAGGUACUAGACUCGUCCAACAAGUACAAGGAGGAGUUCCGGAUCGGCAGAUGCAGGAACAAUCGAAUUCAACUGGGUGUUCCGGCAGCUACCACGAAAGCUCCCAGUCAAAUCCAAGGGUACGGCCUCUAUAGCAGAGCUUACAUCGCUGCGGGAGAUUUCAUUGGAGAAUACGUUGGCGAAGUCCUGACUCAGGCAGAAGGCAACAGACGAGGUGCCAUGUACCAUGUUCUCAACCAGGAAUAUCUCUUCAUGACCAAUAGAGAGCAAGAGGUUGAUGCAUCCAACAACGGGAACAAGAUGCGCUUCAUGAACAACUCUCUCCUAGAUGCCAACAUCAAUGUGGAACCUCGCAAACUCCUGUGUAGCGGAGUGGUGCGAGUUGGCCUCUUUGCGCGGCGGGCGAUCAAGGCAGGCGAGGAGCUUCUUUACAACUAUUCGUAUCCAGAGGAGGUCACCAGAACGUUCUGGGAGCCUGGGGAGCGAGAUGCUCAUGCUCGGCGGCUUAUUCCGAUGUCUUCACAUCGGAUCGCACGUACUACGGGCACGAACAAUAUGGCUGGGGUUACAAAUGGCGGCCCCAAACCAGCGUUACAGAAGAAGAGCAAGAAAAGAAAGAGACGUGUCAUCGAAUCCCCUGUGUCAGAUGUUGACAUGGAAAGUGCACAAAGCGCAGAGGAUUUUACAGAAUCCGAAGCAACGAUGCUCCCGGAGAUUGGAGACUCGGAAGAGUCCGAAUAUGGCAUUAACGGUCUCGCAUCGGAGGACGAGGAGACUGAUGGGCUGAUGGAUGUCGCCGUCAAUCCCAAGGUCAGAUGGAAGGUGGCACAAUCGAGGCCUCGCGCAGGCGUGGCGAGUGGCAUUCAUGCAGGGCAUCACCCUAAGAGCAAGGCUCCACACAGAAGAGUACUUUCUGAUUCACCUGUGCGUCAAAGAUCAAUCAAUCCUGGUGACAAGAGAUUGGGGGGGCGAGCACAGCAAAAAGCAUGGAGGACACGCAAGCAGCGCGAGGCCAUGAGAGAAGCGGCACAACGAUAAUGCUAUUAGUGGUUUGGGAAAAGCAGGCGAAAAUCGUGAUACGAAUAUCAAGUGUCUGAGCAGUGCGAUGGCAUGAGAGUUACCCAGCGCG